AGGCCAACGCAGGGCCAACGCGUGCCAACGCCAAGCUUGGCACCUUGCAGCCUUGCAGCGUCGGCGCCUCGGGUCGGGGACUUCCGAGUUUGCUUGCUCUUUUUCCGUGCUCGUAGUCGCGCUGAGCGGCCGUUUCGCGGUUCGGUCUUUAUCGACUGCCGUACUACUUCUCGUUGCACGUUCAGCGCGACUCGCCGCGCAUCGCUGAGGGACGCGACGGCGAUCAGCGUGCGCCAGACCGGUGAACUCGCCCCUGCGACCGCGGUCACAGCCACUUGACCGGACAUGCCGUCGUCCCCACGCGUUCAAGCGUCACCGUGCGAAGUCGACUCCUUUUAGAGGCGUUCGUCUAGCAUUUGGUGAAGGAAUUUUUAUAGCGGCGGCGUCUUGCAGUUUACACGUGGUAGUGGGGUAAUCUACCGUAAUCAUGUCGACGAGACGGUCCCGGAUCCAAAUCAAACCGAACUUGGGACGGAAGAGUGACGGCCCCGCGGGGUCGGGACCGCGAAAGCCGACACCGGCUGCCCCAGCGGCGGCUCCCACGCCGUCGGCGACGUCGGGUGCCGGUGACAGUGCCGCAGCCGUCACUACGACGAUCGCUGCUCCGGCAGCGCCGGCGCCUCACGAACCCAGCGCGGCUGACCAACCGGACGUCGCGAGUGUUCCGGAGCAGCCGGCAACGGUGCCGGCGGUUGAGGAGCCCGCUACCACUCCGACCGCGGCGGCUCCCCCUGAAGAGACGACGCCUUGCGUUGCAGAUGCCGUCGCGGAGACACCAGCCAAGACCCCUGAACCAACACAGGCCGAGCCGGCCGUGACCAAGUCCCCCAUCAAGCGACCUGCGCCUGUCGUUCCAGCUUCCGCGUCACCAGAAAAGGUGGCCAGGCCAUCUGAAACAUUGGAGCCACCAGCCCCGCAGGAGCCGGCCCCUACGCCUAGUGCACCAUCGGAGCCACAGACUCGCAAGGGGGAAAAGCAGGUGCGACGUCGCAGCAGGCGCCCUGCUCCACGGAAGCCACCUACAGACCGCAGUGCCAUGACCAUGCAGGACCUGAUCUACUACAACCCGCCUGGAAAACCCAUGCCGGAGAAGCCACCUAAGACGUUGCACAAGGACAAGGCACCUGCGGAGACAGAGUCGGUCGCCGACACGGAGGAGCAGCAAGUCGACGACGUCGCCGAAGAGGAGGAGGAGGAAUCCGUGGACGUGGGACCCCGAGUACGACUCGGUCCCAACGGUGAGAUCACCCUGGACGAGGAGAGCCUGGUGAUCCGCCGGCCGGCAGUGCAGCCCACAAUGCGCGCCAUCGUCUACGAGACCGGUGGCGAGACCAACUACGCGUCCUUCCGCAAAAACCCCAAGGGCCGGCGCACGUGGACGGAGAAGCAGACGGCACGCUUCUACAGGGCGCUCAGUGCCUGCGGCACUGACUUCUCGCUGAUGGCCAGCUUCUUCCCGAAGCGCACGCGCCAGGAGCUCAAGAACAAGUUCAAGCGAGAGGAACGCCGCAACCGAGAGCUUAUCGACCGCACCAUCAACGACCCCACCCAGUUUGACAUCGAGGACCUGAAGGCAGAGUCCGACGACCCUGACGAACCCGAGAGGGCAGAGCCCGCCCCCAAGCGUGGGAGGGGCCGCAAGCGCAAGGCCCCGCCCACCGAAGACAAUGGCGUCCGGGAGGAAGUGGUCGAAGAGGAGGUGGUGCACGAGGAGAUCAUUCUGCCGGACGAGUCAGAAACCGAAAAGACCGCAGACGAGACGACAGGACCUGCCACUGUGGGAGGGAGCUCUGCAGUGACGGUGGGACCUUGCGUGUCCGGUGGUGUUGCCUCCGCAGCGGCGGGCGGACAGACGCCUCCGCUGCGGCUGCAGGCCGGCCAGCUGGUGUUCUACGCCAGCCGGACACAGGAGCAGGUCGUGCAUGUGUUUGUGGUGGCGCCGCCCCAGGCCGGCGCGAGCAGCGAACUGGCCGCUCGCCUCAGCAGUCCGCCUUUACAGCAUGCUGCCGCGGCGGCCCCACCCUCUGCUGCUUCCUAGUGUUGCUCCGACGGAUGUGUUCAGUGUGUGUGUGCGCCCAAGGUGAUGACCUCUUGUGGUGUCGUGUUUUGGUGCGCUCUCUCGGAAUGUGGCGCGUGUCGUGGUGAACGUUCUGCGUUCGUGUGUGUAUGUGAACCCAGACCGUUCACGACGUGCACGUCUGGACUGUGUACUGUUGCUCACGCUUGGCAUAGGAGUUGAGCAUCUGUGCGUGCGCAUUUGAGUGUGGUGUGGUGGCGUCGAUGUGGACGCAGCUUGCUGCAGUGGUCCGUUGGGGCCGAUGGAGUGCGGGGCAACAAGGGGUGGGCCGGUUCUCCACCGGUUAUGCGCCUUGCCGGGUCCUACGCUUUGCGGACGACGUGUCGCAGCGGAGGUUAAGUGAUGCGAUCUUCGGCAGUGCCAGUGCAAUCUUCCCACACCGUUGCCUUCCACGUGACUGACUUGACUUGGCUAGGAUUGCCAUGUCGGAUUUGCUAGCGUCUUAGCGCUUGCGUCUCGAGGCAGGCUGUGUGGAAAAAAAAAAACUGCCGCUCUUACUUGUCGCCAUGUGAACCGUUGCGUCCCAUCCAAUCGAGGACAGCGAGCGAAUGCACGAAAAGACUGUGUUCUUCCCAGAUGGGACAGACUGCAAUCAAUGGUACUCAUACCGUGCUUCCCAAAGCAGAAGCUAAUCAGCCAAAGCCACUUAUACAUGUUACGAAUAGCCGCCAUCUUGCAUGAAAUCUGCACAGAGGUCACAUGGCAAUAUUACUUCAUGUAUGUAUGUGAUGGUCGAGCAUCGCUAUUUAUUGCCAAGCCUCUCAGCCUGACGUGUCGGCUGUUUGCUGAAGACGCCAUGUUUUUUGUUGUUUUCUUUUUGAAGUGCAUCCUCUUGAGUUUGCACUUCUGUUCCAUGUGCUCUCAGGAAACUCACAAGAGGCAUUUCUUUAGACAUGCGAAUAUUUUUCUUAACCAUGCUGACGUAGGCAAGGCCUGAUUAUGCUUUGCAAGCGUUGCGACGGCACUUUUCAGUUUCUCGUCGUGGUGGAAACUUUUCUGGAUGAAUGCAAGUUCCUGUAGAGAUUGUGUGCUGGGUGAAAGCACUUAUAUACUUAGAGUAUUAAUACGCUAUUUAUUCUGGAACAUAGGUUCAUGUACAACAGUGGGCAUUGCGGCAAAGUGCAACUAUGGCUGUCCUAGAGUGCUGCCUGAAUUUGGCACACUGCACUUCAGUGUACUCCUAAUGAAACAGUAUAGAAGCAUUUCAUGUAUGUAACGCACGGAAUGUGUGGUUUCGACGAGCACUGUUUGACGGUAGUGGCUGGAGUAGAUGUCUGCACUGUAGAGGUGGCAAGUCGACGGAUUUGGGCAGCGUGAUGUAUAAACAUAUUUUUCCCGCAGAGUUACUGAAUAAUCUGAAAGUGUUGCAUGUCAAGGUGUACACACGAUCACAAUAGCUCACAGGCCUUUCUACAUUAAGUACCCUUGUUCUUAGGGUACUUGCGGCAACCCUUGCAUGUUUAGCUGUUUUGCACUGCUGGAGGCUCCUAAAUGGGGGGAGGGAGAAAAACAUCAUGAAGGGCUUUGAAAUUCCAUUAGUUGAAUGGGUUAAUCACUAAAGUUCAAAAAGUCUGCUUUUGUUUCACGCCGAGCUGCGUCGCUUAUUUUGAUAAUCUGAGUGGCAUUCAUGAAAUUUGCCUCGCCUAAAUGGCUGCCAAUCGCGACAGCAAUCCGUGAACAGCGUGAGGAUGACCAGUAAAGAAAAUCCAAUCAGUGUGGCAGUUUGGUUACUGCAGUAAGAGAGUCCUUGGCACACGCAAACUACUUUGUGUCCUGUGCACCCAUCUUGUAUCUGUGACUGCUAAACACUUAAAG
This is a messenger RNA of Rhipicephalus sanguineus (brown dog tick), 3892 nucleotides long. It is a transcript of the gene Bdp1, whose product is annotated as transcription factor TFIIIB component B'' homolog. Gene Ontology annotation, biological process: RNA polymerase III preinitiation complex assembly. Lineage: Eukaryota; Metazoa; Arthropoda; Arachnida; Ixodida; Ixodidae. Gene Ontology annotation, molecular function: TFIIIC-class transcription factor complex binding. Gene Ontology annotation, cellular component: transcription factor TFIIIB complex. Bases 428 to 2038 code for a protein of 536 amino acids. The transcript is spliced from 6 exons. The record is from RefSeq and is a predicted model, not a curated record.